CCUCCCGCACGAAGCUAGCUAAAUAAUUCCACGUUCUCCACCAUUUUCUUAAUCCCUUUUUAACCCUAAUCACUCCUUCUCACCAAACUGCACCACAUUAUUAUAAUCUGUGGAUGAAUCAUGAAUGAAUGAAUCCGUCGCUAUCAAAUGAUUAGGUGUAGACAGUUAGCAAUUUUUAUCUAAAAUUAGUUUGUGCUUUCGUUCCGUGCACCAAGUGUUUGUUAAAAUGCCUCAACAGCAUAUUAUAAUGUAGUACUUUUGUUCUUCCCUCCCUCGUGAGUUGUAGUUUGCCUGUUUUUGGCCCCACAGUGGAGACUUGAGUUUGGUAGGAACAAACAUCAUUUGUAUCAUUUUGGUAUUGCAAUUAAAUCAUUAAACAAUUUGCUGAAGUCAAUCCUCACUGCUCUAAAGCUCUGGUAUAAAUGUGAUGCUCGAUUAUGUGUUUUUGUCAUCGCAAAUAUCCGCCAUUGUUGAGCUUCUCUUAAGCUUUUUUUGCUCAUUUCUGUAAAAUAUAUAGCAACUGUUAAUGGAGACUUUUGGUGCAUUUCUUGAUGAAGAAUGGGAAUCAUUGAGCAAACUGUUUUCCUGUGAGGAUUCUGACUUGCUGCUGCAUUUAAACGGCGGCCAUGGCGGCGAUUUGGCUCCGCCUUUCUUCCCAAAUGUGGUUGGGGUUGAAGAGAGUUUGGGUUUCCCCUGCGGCGCAAACUUGUAUUGUGUGUCGCCGGAGAGUAGCAACAGCAGUGAAGCUGACGGGACUGCGUUUUUUGCGACGAAAAACCACGGGGCGAAUAUUGGUGUUAAUUUUCUUCAAGAUGUUGUUACAACUCAAAAUGCUUUCGAUUUCUGCACCAUGGACAGCACUAAUGACGGCCUGAUGGCGCCGCCGGUGUUUCCCGACGCAGAAAUGGAACAGCUCCUCCAAUUAAAAGCUAAAAUUAUUGAUAAUUGCCAGUUUGGCGACGCUGGAAUCGAUCUUGGAGAAAAUGUCGAGACAAUGCAGCUCAAGAGAAAGGUCGAAACAUCGAAUGUUCAAACUCCCGACAACAACGGAUCAUUUGAUCAAAGUCCCAAGAAAAGAACCCGAGUUUGUAAAUACGAACAGAAAAACAAGAGGAACACACAAUCAUCGAGAAAGAAGAAAGCCGUCAAGAAUGACGAAGAAGACAACAAUGGCGGAGGAAAUGGACAAACCUCGAGCACCUGCAGCUCCGAGGAAGACGAAUUCAAUGCUUCCCAAGAACUGAAUGGCGGGUCGACUUCUGAAUCGAAAGGCUCAGCGUCGAACGGGAAAUCGAAGGCGAAUCGCGGCCCUGCAACCGAUCCACAAAGCCUCUACGCAAGGAAACGACGAGAACGAAUCAACGAGAGGCUAAGGAUCUUGCAGAAUCUCGUCCCCAAUGGAACCAAGGUUGACAUCAGCACAAUGCUGGAAGAGGCUGUCCACUAUGUAAAGUUCUUACAGCUUCAAAUCAAGCUGUUAAGCUCUGAUGAUCUGUGGAUGUAUGCUCCCAUUGCUUACAAUGGAAUGGACAUUGGACUUUACCAGAAGAUUGCCCCUAAUCAAAUCAAUUAAGCAAUUUAUUACAUUUCUUGAAUUCUCUUACAAAAGGGUUUCUUUUUCUUCUCCAAAUCGUAGAAUGUGUUGAGCCUUUCGAAUACUUUAUUAAUACAGUCCGUACAGAAAAGAAGAAGCUGAAUGUGAUGAAUUGACAGAGCUUGCAAAGCCCUAAUUUUUUUGGCCUUGUAUAAUUACUACUGUUGUUACAGUGUAUAUUUAUUGAUUUUUACUAUUGGAAUAACAGAAAAGAA
Molecule: messenger RNA, 1809 nt
Organism: Andrographis paniculata
Lineage: Eukaryota; Viridiplantae; Streptophyta; Magnoliopsida; Lamiales; Acanthaceae
Product: transcription factor RSL2-like
Exons: 5
Coding region: 527-1573 (348 amino acids)
Biological process (GO): regulation of transcription by RNA polymerase II
Cellular component (GO): nucleus
Molecular function (GO): RNA polymerase II cis-regulatory region sequence-specific DNA binding; protein dimerization activity; DNA-binding transcription factor activity, RNA polymerase II-specific
Source: RefSeq, a predicted model, not a curated record